AUGGCGGAUCUUGAGUCUUUGCUGGAGUACAUUGAAAUUCUUAGGAAGAUAUUCGCAAACGAAGAUGAAGGAUUUCAGUUUUAUAACACAUACGCACUUGGUAAAAGAUUUAGUGUGAGGAAAAGCUAUGUUGAGUGGAAUACAUUUGGUGAUGUCGAUGUAUUUGAUAGCACCUACAAAACAAAUCGGUACAACCUGCCCCUUGUGCCUUUCGUUGGGGUGAAUCACGAUUACUGCACAGUUCUUUUCAGAUGUGGAAUGAUUUCUCAUGAGAAUACUGAUUCAUAUGUGUGGCUGCUGAAAACAUUUACCGAAGCUAAUGCUCAGAAGCAUCCUGUUUCUGUGAUCACUGAUGGAGACCUUGCUAUGCAGAGAGCAAUCAAAGAGAUUGAGAGGAAAUGGCAGGUGUUCCUGGCUGACAAUAAGGUCAAAGAGGACACGUGGCUUUAUCAGAUGUAUGAGCACUAUGAGACCUGCCUUACAAAGGUGUGCAUAAAUGAGACGGAUGACGACGCUAAAGCACUGCAAUCUGCGCCAUUCAUAGAACCUGAUGCUUCAGUUCUUGAGAUAAACGCAAAGGAAAGGUUCACACCAAAUAUUUUUAAGGCGAAGGUCCAGUUCAGCGUGGAAGCAGCCAAGAAGUGUUCUCUGAUUGAGAUUCUAGACGGUGAUGAUACAACUGAGUAUAUUGUUGGAAGGAGAGAUAGAGACAUCAUGUACUAUGUGAAAUGUGAAUUAAUUGAAGAGGCCAAUAUGAAGAGAAUUUUCUGUUCUUGUCGUAAGUUGCAAUCCCUUGGAACCCCCUGCUCACACAUCUUCUUUGUAUUGGGCCUCCGGGACGAGAGCAAGCUUCCAGACUGCUGUGUUUUGGAAAGGUGGACUAUGGGGGCGAAGCGUGCAUUUCCGACGACAAGGAAGAGCUCCAUGUAUGACUAUUCCCCUACCCUACUAAGGUUCUGUGAGCUACGCAAUCUCAGUCUUGCUGCAGCCUUCGUAGCAUCUCAUUCACCGGAAGCAUAUGAGCAAAUCAAACGUGUCCUUAAACAAGAAGCUGCUGUGAUCAUGCCAAAUGCAGGAGCGAACGAAGGCAAGAUGUAUGGACCGGUGCUGCCACAAGCGCCGGAGGUUGAUUGUGAAGAGUUCAGAGAUGUCCUAGAUCCCAUGACUGAAACAAAGCUCCCUGAAGAUGUGCUAGAUUAA
Molecule: messenger RNA, 1200 nt
Organism: Panicum virgatum (switchgrass)
Lineage: Eukaryota; Viridiplantae; Streptophyta; Magnoliopsida; Poales; Poaceae
Product: protein FAR1-RELATED SEQUENCE 3-like
Exons: 5
Coding region: 1-1200 (399 amino acids)
Molecular function (GO): zinc ion binding
Source: RefSeq, a predicted model, not a curated record